AUGGCUGCGGGCUCGCAUGCAAGGGGAGGCGGAUCUCUCGCGCGCCUUCUAGUGCUAGCUGUCUUACAAGUUAAAUUUGUAGCUCUAGGUCUGGAACCGGACUUCCGAUACCCACUGCAGAACGUGACAAUCGCGCAGGGUAGGGACGCGACCUUCACCUGCGUGGUUAAUAACCUGGGUGGUUACAGGGUGAGUGGCGACUCCGCCACCGCCAGGGUAGCAUGGAUCAAGGCAGAUACGAAGGCGAUUUUGGCGAUACACGAGCACGUGAUAACCAACAAUGCAAGGCUGAGUGUUACACACAACGACUACAACACGUGGACGUUAAAUAUCCGCGGGGUGAAGCGGGAGGACAGGGGGCAGUAUAUGUGCCAAGUUAAUACUGACCCCAUGAAAAUGCAGACGGCGUUUUUAGAAGUGGUAAUUCCUCCAGAUAUUAUAUAUGAAGAAACUUCUGGAGAUAUGAUGGUACCAGAAGGUGGUUCCGCUAAGCUUGUAUGUAAGGCACGCGGAUAUCCGCCUCCAAAAAUUGUUUGGAGGAGAGAAGACGGCGGAGAUAUUAUAUCUAGAGGAGGGCCGCAAGGUAAAAUGAAAGUGACAUCACUAGAGGGCGAGAUAGUGAACUUAACGAAAGUGACUCGAUCAGAAAUGGGAGCAUACUUGUGCAUCGCGGCUAACGGCGUGCCGCCCUCCGUGAGCAAGAGGAUAAUGCUGCAUGUACAUUUUCAUCCUCUGGUGCAAGUUCCAAAUCAACUAGUUGGUGCGCCGACCGGCACGGAUGUAACUUUACAAUGCCUCGUGGAAGCUUCGCCCAAAGCUAUUAACUACUGGACUAGGGAAAAUGGUGAAAUGAUUAUAACAAAUGACAAGUACCAAAUGAGUGAAAUCAAUAGUUCUGCGUAUAGCGUCCAAAUGCGACUCGUGGUGAGCAACAUACAGGAAAGUGAUCUGGGUGGAUAUAAAUGCAUCUCCAAAAACUCUAUAGGAGAUGCUGAGGGCAAUAUUAGAUUGUACGAAAUGGAGUUACCGCAUCGUAAAAAUCGAAUGGACGAAGAUCGUGACGCGGAGUUAGAAGAAAGCAAUGACGUCCGAUCUAGUCUCCAAGGUUCCUUGCGAGAGGGCGGAAGGCUGCAUGACGCUGGGUUCCUGGGAGGAGGCAGCCCGAUUCCCGCCGCCGCCGCUCGGACUAUACCCUACGCAAUUUUAAUAUGGGCCUUAGUAUACGCCAUGUGC
Brenthis ino (lesser marbled fritillary) is the source of this 1233-nucleotide messenger RNA. The record is from the annotation of a GenBank genome assembly. Lineage: Eukaryota; Metazoa; Arthropoda; Insecta; Lepidoptera; Nymphalidae.